Molecule: messenger RNA, 309 nt
Organism: Eremothecium sinecaudum
Lineage: Eukaryota; Fungi; Ascomycota; Saccharomycetes; Saccharomycetales; Saccharomycetaceae
Gene: MRPL37
Product: mitochondrial 54S ribosomal protein mL54
Exons: 1
Coding region: 1-309 (102 amino acids)
Cellular component (GO): mitochondrial large ribosomal subunit
Molecular function (GO): structural constituent of ribosome
Source: RefSeq, a predicted model, not a curated record
AUGGUAGUUCUACGUUUCAUUAGUUGUCGGUUUUUGUCAACUUCGGUUAGAGCAGCCCAGAAAACAGCUCCAAAAGUGGUUUCUUCUUGUCCAGCUGGAACUGUAAUAAAUGUACAAGUCAAAAAAUCUGGUCCUGAGAUAAUUGCUCAAGAAGACUCAGCAUAUCCUGAAUGGUUAUGGACUGUUCUAGAUAAGAAAGCCCAAGCAGAGAAGCUUGCGGCUGACCCUCUCAAGAUGCGCAGAAAGGAACUAAGGAAACAGAAUAGAGAGAAAAUAAAACAGCAGAACUUCUUGGGUAAGAUGAAAUAA